This is a messenger RNA of Meriones unguiculatus (Mongolian gerbil), 15222 nucleotides long. It is a transcript of the gene Ank2, whose product is annotated as ankyrin 2. Gene Ontology annotation, molecular function: protein binding. Lineage: Eukaryota; Metazoa; Chordata; Mammalia; Rodentia; Muridae. The record is from RefSeq and is a predicted model, not a curated record. Bases 724 to 12894 code for a protein of 4056 amino acids. Gene Ontology annotation, cellular component: T-tubule. Gene Ontology annotation, biological process: protein localization to T-tubule; regulation of cardiac muscle contraction; signal transduction. The transcript has 49 exons.
CAAGGGGCUAGUCACUCCAGCCCUGCUCCUUUCCCCUCGGCCCCGCAGCGUUGAUUCUCUUCUCAAAAUGUACCUCGGAGAAGGGAAGGGCUGAGAGAUUUAAGACGCAGGGAUCCAUGUCACGUGCUGCCCGUAGCAACCGCGGCGGCGGCGGCGGCGGCGGCGCCGAGUCCUUAGCGAGACUGCACCAUUUUCUCUCGCCCCGCAUAGAGGUGUGGUUGCAAGCCGCGGCGAACUCCCCACCCCCUAGGACUCACACCGAGGUGGCCUCUUCCUGGCUCCGGUCUGAAGACAGACUGUCUGGAGGAGUCCCCCAAGACCGUUCCAACUGGUGAUGAGCGCCUGAGGAAGGCUUUUUGCAACUAUUAGGAUGCUUGUCUGCGCUCGGGGCCACCCAGCUGCUGAGGAGCUUGGGUUCCAGAGCUCCGCCCUCCCUUGGGACCAUUGCUGAGCGUGGGCGCUCACCUGUGCAUGCCUGUGUGCAGGUGUGUGCUGCUGUGGGGCUUGGCUUGCAACCUGGGUGGGGGACACCCGAGUGAAUUAUGGGUGCUGCAGAGGCUGGAGCAAGAUUAUGACCUAGCUCGGGGGCGGUGUGGAUUAUUUUGUUGAGUGUUCUGGCCGCCAGCCAUUGCUCUGCUGGGGGAAAUCACAUCACUACACAGCAGUAAAGAUCACCUGUAUUGCUGGGGAGUGGAAAGUGAUUCUCCGCCGGUAUCUGCAAACAUGGCUCACGCGGCUGCUUCUAUCAAAAAAGUUCGAGAGGCUGAACUGGAUGAAAAGGAAAAAAAUCUGGAGAGGGAGAGAAAAAAACAACGGAAAAUCCCCAGGGAUCGAAUGGAGCGGAAAAGAAAGUCUGACAGCAACGCCAGCUUCCUCCGCGCUGCCAGGGCAGGCAACCUGGACAAAGUUGUGGAAUACCUGAAGGGGGGCAUUGACAUCAACACCUGCAAUCAGAAUGGACUCAAUGCUCUCCAUCUGGCAGCCAAGGAAGGCCAUGUGGGCCUCGUGCAGGAGCUGCUGGGAAGAGGGUCCUCCGUGGAUUCUGCCACUAAGAAGGGAAACACUGCUCUUCACAUUGCAUCACUGGCCGGACAAGCGGAAGUUGUCAAAGUUCUAGUUAAGGAAGGAGCCAAUAUCAACGCCCAGUCACAGAAUGGCUUCACACCUUUAUAUAUGGCUGCCCAGGAAAAUCACAUUGACGUUGUAAAAUAUUUGCUGGAAAAUGGAGCUAAUCAGAGCACUGCUACAGAGGAUGGCUUUACUCCUCUAGCUGUGGCACUCCAGCAAGGACACAACCAGGCUGUGGCCAUCCUCCUGGAGAACGACACCAAAGGGAAGGUACGGCUGCCGGCUCUGCACAUCGCGGCUCGGAAAGAUGACACCAAGUCCGCGGCCCUCCUGCUUCAGAAUGAUCACAACGCAGAUGUACAAUCCAAGAUGAUGGUGAACAGGACAACUGAGAGCGGCUUCACCCCUCUACACAUAGCAGCACACUAUGGAAACGUCAAUGUGGCCACCCUUCUUCUAAACCGGGGAGCCGCGGUGGACUUCACGGCCAGGAAUGGAAUCACUCCCCUGCACGUGGCUUCCAAACGGGGAAAUACCAACAUGGUGAAGCUCCUGCUGGAUCGAGGUGGUCAGAUCGAUGCCAAAACUAGGGACGGGCUGACACCACUUCACUGCGCUGCACGAAGUGGGCAUGACCAAGUUGUGGAGCUGCUGCUGGAACGGGGUGCUCCCUUGCUGGCAAGGACCAAGAAUGGGCUGUCUCCGCUUCACAUGGCUGCACAGGGGGACCACGUGGAAUGUGUGAAGCACCUGCUACAGCAUAAGGCGCCUGUUGAUGACGUCACCCUGGAUUACCUGACGGCCCUUCAUGUUGCUGCACAUUGUGGUCACUACCGUGUAACCAAACUCCUGCUGGACAAGAGAGCCAACCCGAAUGCGAGAGCCCUGAAUGGUUUUACUCCACUGCACAUUGCCUGCAAGAAAAACCGCAUCAAAGUCAUGGAACUGCUGGUGAAAUAUGGGGCUUCAAUCCAAGCUAUAACAGAGUCUGGCCUCACGCCAAUACAUGUGGCUGCCUUCAUGGGCCACUUGAACAUUGUCCUCCUUCUGCUGCAGAACGGAGCCUCUCCAGAUGUCACUAACAUUCGUGGGGAGACAGCACUUCACAUGGCCGCCCGGGCCGGGCAGGUAGAAGUGGUCCGAUGUCUCCUGAGGAAUGGUGCUCUUGUGGAUGCCAGAGCGAGGGAGGAACAGACGCCUUUACAUAUCGCCUCUCGACUGGGUAAGACAGAAAUUGUCCAGCUGCUUCUCCAACACAUGGCUCACCCCGAUGCAGCUACGACCAACGGGUACACACCACUACACAUCUCCGCUCGGGAAGGACAGGUAGACGUGGCCUCUGUCCUCCUGGAAGCUGGAGCAGCACACUCCUUAGCCACCAAGAAAGGUUUCACUCCCCUCCACGUGGCAGCCAAGUAUGGAAGCCUGGACGUGGCAAAACUUCUCCUGCAACGCCGCGCAGCUGCAGACUCAGCGGGGAAGAAUGGCCUUACCCCGCUCCAUGUUGCUGCUCAUUAUGACAACCAGAAGGUGGCGCUGCUGCUGCUGGAGAAGGGUGCUUCCCCUCACGCCACUGCCAAGAACGGCUACACUCCUUUACACAUUGCUGCCAAGAAGAACCAGAUGCAGAUAGCGUCCACACUGCUGAGCUAUGGAGCUGAGACUAACACUGUGACGAAGCAAGGGGUCACGCCGCUGCAUCUGGCCUCGCAAGAGGGACACACGGAUAUGGUCACCUUGCUUCUAGAAAAAGGAGCCAAUAUCCACAUGUCAACCAAGAGUGGACUCACAUCCUUACACCUUGCAGCCCAAGAAGACAAAGUGAACGUUGCAGACAUUCUCACCAAACACGGGGCUGACCGCGACGCCUCCACAAAGCUUGGUUACACUCCUUUAAUCGUGGCCUGUCACUAUGGAAACGUGAAAAUGGUCAACUUCCUUCUGAAACAGGGAGCAAAUGUCAACGCAAAAACCAAGAACGGCUACACACCUUUGCACCAAGCCGCCCAACAGGGCCACACGCACAUCAUUAACGUCCUGCUCCAGCAUGGGGCCAAGCCCAACGCCACCACCGCGAAUGGUAACACGGCCCUGGCGAUUGCCAAGCGGCUGGGCUACAUCUCUGUGGUUGACACCCUGAAGGUUGUGACCGAGGAGGUCACCACCACCACCACGACUAUCACGGAAAAACAUAAGCUAAAUGUUCCUGAGACGAUGACGGAGGUUCUUGAUGUUUCUGAUGAAGAGGGUGAUGACACAAUGACAGGUGAUGGGGGAGAAUACCUGAGGCCCGAGGAUCUCAAAGAGCUGGGAGAUGACUCACUGCCUGGCAGUCAGUUCCUGGACGGCAUGAACUACCUUCGGUACAGCCUGGAGGGAGGACGAUCUGACAGCCUCCGAUCCUUCAGUUCCGACAGGUCUCACACUCUGAGCCAUGCAUCGUACCUGAGGGACAGUGCCAUGAUUGACGACACGGUUGUGAUUCCCGGCCACCAGGUGUCAGCUCUAGCCAAGGAGGCAGAAAGGAAUUCUUAUCGUCUGAGCUGGGGCACUGAGAACUUAGACAACGUGGCUCUUUCUUCCAGUCCUAUUCAUUCAGGCCGCUCCUCUCCAUGUCUUGAUCGUGACAACAGCAGCUUUCUAGUCAGUUUUAUGGUGGAUGCCCGCGGUGGUGCCAUGAGAGGAUGCAGACACAAUGGGCUCAGGAUCAUUAUCCCACCUCGGAAGUGCACAGCCCCGACUCGAGUCACAUGCCGCCUGGUGAAACGCCAUAGACUGGCAACCAUGCCGCCAAUGGUGGAGGGAGAAGGCCUGGCCAGCCGCCUGAUUGAAGUCGGACCUUCUGGAGCUCAGUUCCUUGGUAAACUUCACCUGCCAACGGCUCCUCCCCCACUUAAUGAGGGAGAAAGUUUGGUCAGCCGCAUCCUUCAGCUGGGGCCUCCUGGAACCAAAUUCCUUGGGCCCGUGAUCGUUGAGAUUCCUCACUUCGCUGCUCUUCGAGGAAAAGAGAGAGAGCUGGUGGUCUUGCGCAGUGAAAAUGGGGACAGCUGGAAGGAGCAUUUCUGUGAAUACACUGAAGAGGAACUGAAUGAAAUCCUAAAUGGCAUGGAUGAAGUGCUAGACAGUCCGGAAGACCUGGAGAAGAAACGAAUCUGCCGCAUCAUCACUCGUGACUUCCCACAGUACUUUGCGGUGGUCUCUCGCAUCAAACAGGACAGCAACCUGAUUGGCCCGGAGGGUGGGGUGCUGAGCAGCACCGUGGUGUCUCAGGUGCAAGCCGUCUUCCCGGAGGGCGCACUCACCAAGCGCAUCCGUGUAGGGCUGCAGGCUCAACCUAUGCACAGCGAGUUGGUGAAGAAGAUCCUAGGCAACAAAGCAACCUUCAGCCCGAUAGUCACUUUGGAACCCAGAAGAAGAAAAUUCCAUAAGCCUAUUACCAUGACGAUUCCUGUCCCCAAAGCUUCAAGUGAUGUCAUGCUAAACGGUUUUGGGGGAGACGCACCAACCUUAAGAUUACUAUGCAGCAUAACAGGUGGAACCACACCUGCUCAGUGGGAAGACAUCACAGGAACUACGCCACUAACAUUUGUCAAUGAAUGUGUUUCCUUCACGACCAAUGUGUCUGCCAGGUUCUGGUUGAUAGACUGUCGACAGAUUCAGGAAUCUGUUUCUUUUGCAUCACAAGUGUAUAGAGAAAUUAUCUGUGUACCAUAUAUGGCCAAAUUUGUAGUGUUUGCCAAAUCACAUGACCCCAUUGAAGCCAGGUUGCGGUGCUUCUGUAUGACAGAUGAUAAAGUGGAUAAGACCCUUGAACAACAAGAAAACUUCUCUGAGGUGGCCAGGAGCAGGGAUGUGGAGGUAUUAGAAGGAAAGCCUAUUUAUGUGGAUUGUUUUGGCAACCUGGUACCACUAACCAAGAGUGGCCAACAUCAUAUAUUCAGCUUUUUUGCCUUCAAAGAAAACAGACUUCCUCUCUUUGUCAAGGUACGUGAUACAACUCAGGAGCCUUGUGGGCGACUAUCAUUUAUGAAGGAACCGAAAUCCACAAGAGGACUGGUGCAUCAAGCUAUUUGCAACUUAAACAUCACCUUGCCGAUUUAUGCAAAGGAAUCAGAGUCAGAUCAAGAGCAGGAGGAAGAGAUCGGUAUGACAUCAGAAAAAAAUGAUGAGACAGAGUCGACAGAAACAUCUGUCCUGAAAAGCCACCUGGUUAAUGAAGUUCCUGUCUUAGCAAGUCCGGACUUGCUGUCUGAAGUUUCUGAGAUGAAACAAGAUUUGAUCAAAAUGACGGCCAUCUUGACCACAGAUGUGUCUGAUAAGGCAGGUUCUAUCAAAGUGAAGGAGCUGGCAAAGGCUGCUGAAGAAGAGCCAGGCGAACCCUUUGAAAUUGUAGAGAGAGUCAAAGAGGACUUAGAGAAAGUGAACGCAAUCCUGAGAAGUGGGACCUGCAUGAGAGAUGAAGGCAGAGCACAGAGUUCUCAGUCUGAGCGGGAGCUGGAAGAAGAGUGGGUCAUUGUCAGUGAUGAGGAAAUCGAAGAGGCCAAGCAACAUGCGCCUGUAGAGGUCACUGAACAUCCAUGUGUAGAGGUCAGAGUAGACAGAGAGACCAAAGUCAAAGUAGAGAAGGACUCUACUGGGUUAGUAAACUACCUUACAGACGACCUGAAUUCAUACACGGGUCCUCAUGAAAAGAAGCCACCAACAGCUCAAGAAAAGUCAGGGGAGAAGGGUCAGGCUCCAGCUGUUGGCAAGAGCUCUGAGAAUAACAAAGGGAAGGCUGCCCCGGCAGAGGAGAAACAGGGUGCUCAGAAACAGCCCAAACCAAGCCUGGCAAUAAAGAAGCCAGUGCGGAGGAAACUGAAAGAAAAGCAGAAACAAAAAGAGGAAAGUUCCCAAGGCAGUGAAGAAAAGACUGAACUUAAGAAAGGUAGCUCAGAAGAGUCAGUAGAUGAAGACAGAGGCCUGGCCCCCGAACCCCUUCCCACUGCCAAGGCCACCUCUCCUCUGAUAGAAGAAACCCCUAUUGGUUCCAUAAAGGACAAAGUAAAGGCCCUUCAGAAGCGAGUAGAAGAUGAGCAGAAAGGUCGAAGCAAGCUGCCAGUCAGAGUCAAAGGCAAGGAGGAUGUGCCAAAAAAGACCAUUCCCAGGACACACCCCGCUGUGUCACCCUCUUCAAAGUCAUCAUCUUCCUCUAAAACAGAAAGACACUCUCCCCUUUCUUCCUCUGCCAAAACCGAAAGGCACUCACCAGUGUCACCGUCAAGCAAAACUGAGAAACACUCACCCGUGUCACCUUCAGCAAAAACAGAACGACAUUCACCAGUGUCUUCAGGUAAACCCGAGAAACAGUCACCCGGUUCUCCAUCAGCCAAAAAUGAGAGACAUUCCCCUGUGUCAUCUAUGAAAGCAGAACGACACACACCUGUGUCCCCGUCAGGCAAAACAGACAAACGUCCUCCGGUACCAUCAUCUGGAAGAACGGAGAAGCAUCCUCCAGUGUCACCUGGGAGAACAGAAAAACGCUUGCCUGUUUCACCUUCUGCAAGAGCCUCGGAGAGGCAGGCACCCAUGUCUGCCACUGGGAAAAACGAAAAGCACCUGCCGGUGUCACCUGUGUCACCUGGGAAGACAGGAAGACAGCCGCCUGUAUCUCCCACCUCCAAAACAGAACGAAUUGAGGAGACAAUGUCUGUCCGGGAGCUGAUGAAAGCAUUCCAGUCAGGUCAGGACCCAUCGAAACACAAAACAGGGCUGUUUGAGCACAAAUCAGUGAAGCAGAAACAGUCGCAAGACAAAAGUAAAAGUAGGGUAGAAAAAGGGCACACGGUAUCCCAGAGGGAAACCCAGAGACUAGAAAGCCAGACAGCCAAGCGUGGCCAGAGGUUUCAGGGGACAGGAGCUAUGGAAUCCAGACGCUUCCGUUCUUCCACCAUCACCGUUGGGCUCAGGACAGAAGAUCCAGUUAGGGAAAGGUUUGAGAAAGCCCCCAUCAUUAGAACACCCGAGGCAGUCCCAACAGUGGUGGCAGAAGAAAGCCAUCGGGGGAGUGAGGUCCUUCAAGAAAAGACCGUGGAUGAGCAAGGAGACUUGGAUCUCCAGAUCAGCCCAGACAGGAAAACCUCCACUGACUUUUCCGCGGUCAUCAAGCAAGAGUUAGAAGACAAUGACAAGUACCGACAGUUCUGCCUCACCGAGGAGACAGAAAAGGCUCAGGUUCACUUAGACCAAGUGAUCACGAGUCCGUUCAACACAACAUUCCCACUAGAUUACAUGAAGGAGGAGUACCUACCCGCUCUGUCUUUACAGAGUGGCGCUCUGGGUGGCAGUUCGGAAAGCCUGAAACAGGAAGUGGUAGUGGGCUCGCCUUGUGGCAGUCUAAUGGAAGGCACCCCUCAGAUCAGUUCAGAAGAGAGCUAUAAGCAUGAGGGUCUAGCAGAAACUCCCGACACGAGCCCAGAGAGUCUUUCUUUUUCACCAAAGAAAAGUGAGGAACAAAUUGGAGAGACCAAAGAAACCACCAAGGUAGAAACACCCACGGAAAUUCAUUCAGAAAAAGAGCAUCCUAUAACUAAAGACACUACUGAUAGUUCUGAUAGACAAGGUGGCGGGGUCACUGCGGGCGCAGAGCCUUCUAUGGAGCAUUUUCAGAAGGAGGUCACCCAAGACCCUCCCAGAGACGCAUGCUCCAAACAAGAUGGCUGCCCUGGUAGCCACAGUAUGUCACUAGAGAAUGAAACAUGCCAGGCAUUUACUGAGAAAGGAUCCUUAGAUGAAAGGCAGCUCCCAUUCGUUAGUUCAGCUUCCAAGACACAACCAGAAAGUGAAAUUCAGGAAUCCUUAACUCCCUCAGAGAUACCAAAGGCUUUCCCACCAUCUGAGGCUUCUGUGAAGACAGUGGAAGGAACAGAACCUAAGCCCCAGGGAACCAUUAGAAGUCCCCAGGGGUUAGACCUGCCACUCCCUAGCCGUGAUAGUGAGGUCCUCAGCCCAAUGGCUGAUGAAUCAUUAACAGUCAGCCACAAAGACUCUCUGGAAGCCAGCCCUGUGCUAGAAGAUAACUCCUCACACAAAACUCCUGAUUCUCUAGAACCAAGUCCUCUGAAAGAGUCCCCUUGUAGAGACUCUCUUGAAAGCAGCCCAGUUGAGCCUAAAAUGAAGGCAGGAAUUCUCCCAAGUCACUUUCCUCUCCCUGCAGCUAUUGCCAAAACAGAUCUUGUUGCCGAAGUGGCUUCCAUGCGUUCUCGGCUGCUCCGAGACCCCGAUGGCAGUGCAGAGGAUGACAGCCUAGAACAGACAUCACUCAUGGAGAGCUCAGGGAAAAGCCCCCUCUCCCCUGACACUCCCAGUUCUGAAGAGGUUAGCUAUGAGGUCACACCCAAACCCUUAGACUCUAGUACACCCAAGCCAGCUGUGAUUCAUGAAUGUGCAGAAGAGGAUGACUCUGAAAAUGGGGAGAAAAAGAGGUUCACGCCAGAGGAGGAAAUGUUCAAAAUGGUAACUAAAAUUAAAACGUUUGAUGAACUUGAACAAGAAGCAAAGCAGAAAAGGGACUACAAAAAAGAACCCAGGCAAGAUGGAUCCUCUUCAGCCUCAGACCCUGAUGCUGACUGUUCAGCAGAAGUGGAUGAACAGAGACCAUUGGAGAGCACGGAUGGUGAGAGUGAGGUCCCUGUCUUGGUGACAUCAGAGAGCAGAAAGGCUUCUUCCUCCUCUGAAAGUGAACCUGAGCUGACGCAGCUGAGCAAAGGUGCUGACUCAGGGCUUCUCACAGAGCCAGUUAUUCGAGUGCAACCUCCAUCUCCCCUCCCAUCCAGCAUAGACUCGAAUUCCAGCCCCGAAGAAGCACAGUUCCAGCCUAUAGUCUCCAAACAGUACACUUUCAAGAUGAGUGAGGACAGUCAAGAAGAGCCAUCUAACUCAGAAGAAGACAAAGACUGUGGCUCGCAAUUAGCUGAAGACAGUCAGACUAGUUCUACUGAUGGUGCUAAUGGAUCUUCUGAUGACCUGAACCAAGAGCCUAAUCAACCAGAAGCCUGCGAUGGCCAUGGUUGUGAGGCAGUGAGUCCUGGCAACUCAGUUGCCCUUGACUCCCUAGGAGUUCAGAGUCCAGCAAGUAAUGAUUUUGAGGAGCAGCUACCUGUCAACAAAGAGUCACUAGCUCUCCAGGAUACUCUUGAAAAUGACCCAGAAGAAAGAGAGCUUGAUCCUCCUGAGGUGGAAUCAACAGAAGCAGAUUUUCCAAGGGAAAGCUCUUCCUUGUCCUCUUUGUCUCAUUGUUUGGUAGCUGAACGAAAGGAAUCGGAUAAAGAACUCCCCUCCCCAUCUUCCUCUGUAGAAGCAGAGGUCACACUAACUGACCAGACGCCAGAGAGCCUACAGCAGGACCAUCCCACUCAAGACUCAUCUACUCCAACCCAAACAGAUAGGUUUGCUAUGGAUGUUCCAGUGUCUGAUUUACCUGAGAUUGAUGAAAAUUCUGAUCCUCAAGUCAUCAGCCCUUAUGAAAAUGUCCCUUCCUCCUCAUUUUUCUCUUGUGAGGACAGCAGAAUCCAAACCAAUACUUGCCAUGCCACAGUUGUUCAUUCACCUGAAGUGUAUUCUGUUGUCAUCAGAUCCUCUGCUGAGGAUGUUGUAGUGACAAACUCCUCAAAUAGAACCAUCUCAAGCCAAGAAUCUAAUUGUGAGAGCCACAACAUAGAAACUGAUUCCGAGCAAAAAAGUACCCUGUGGGGAACACAGUCGGAUGGGCCUUCCUCGUCUGUGGCAGCCGCUACACCAAGCACACCACCAGUCAUUGGUGAGCAAGUAAGCAAAGUCAUCAUCACAAAAACAGAUGUGGACUCUGACUCCUGGAGUGAAAUCCGUGAAGAUGAUGAAGCCUUUGAAGCCCGAGUGAAGGAGGAAGAACAGAAGAUAUUUGGUUUGAUGGUAGACAGACAGUCACAGGGUACCACUCCUGAUACGACUCCUGCUAGGACCCCAACUGAAGAGGGUACCCCAACAAGUGAACAAAAUCCAUUCCUCUUUCAGGAAGGAAAAUUGUUUGAGAUGACCCGAAGCGGUGCUAUCGACAUGACCAAAAGGUCCUAUGCGGAUGAAAGUUUGCACUUUUUUCAAAUUGGUCAAGAAUCCAAUGAAGAGACUAUCUCUGAAGACUUGAAGGAAGGGACUACUGGGGCUGAACCUCCACAGAUGGAGACUACAAGUGAGUCACUGGAACUCUCAGAAUCCAAGGAAGCAAUGGACGAUGAGGGAGAAUUACUUCCUGAUGACAUGAGUGAGGAAACAGAGGAAUUACCUGCCUUAGAUGCUAACCUUGACUCCCAAGAGAUGAGUUCUGCUUCUAUUGAAACACCCAUAAAAGAGGCUGCCUCCACAGUGGUCAGGGAACUCACCACCAUGCAAUCAAGUGAUGCACCUUCUCUGAGCACUGAGGAGCCUUGCCCUGCCUUCCCCAAGUCAGUUCCUCAGCUGGACUUUUCCACAGUCACUAGGUCUAUUUAUUCAGAUCGGGAUGAUGAGUCCCCAGAUUCUUCUCCAGAGGAACAGAGGUCUGUGAUUGAGAUCCCUACUGCACCCAUGGAAAAUGUGCCUUCUACUGAAAGCGAACCCAAAUCUUCUGUAAGGACUCUCCCCACUUCAGUCCCAGCCCCUCCAUCUGCAGAGGAUGAGAGUGCAUUUUCUGAUGAUAUCCCAUCUGGUCUGGAUGAGGAAAGUAAGGAGGAUGAAGCAAAACCAAAGUCCAAAAUCCCCAUCAAAGCAACCGCCCAAAGAACUGAGUGGCAGUUCCCCCAUCCAGACACCUCUCUCCAGAAGAUAGCCAUUCCCCAGGGACAAGACAUGCUAAGCAGAGCACCAGAGGGUAGAAGCAAAUCUGAAUCAGAUGCUAGUCCCCUCGAUGCUAAGACUAAAUGCCCAGUAAAAGCCAGAAGUUACAUUGAGACAGAAACAGAGAGCAGGGAGAGGGCAGAGGGGUUUGAGUCUGAGUCAGAAGAAGGGGCCACAAAACCAAAGCCAUUUGCAUCCCGACUGCCCGUUAAGAGCAAAAGCACCUCAUCUUCCGGCAGGGCAGCCAUGAGCCCCACGAAAGACAGUAGGGAGCACUUCUUUGACCUUUACAGAAACUCCAUAGAAUUCUUUGAGGAGAUUAGUGAUGAGGCUUCCAAAUUAGUGGACAGGCUCACGCAGUCAGAAAGGGAGCAGGAGCCCCCUUCCGAUGAUGAAAGUAGUAGCGCCCUGGAAGUGUCAGUCAUUGAGAAUCUGCCACCUGUUGAGACUGAGCACUCAGUUCCUGAGGACAUCUUUGACACAAGGCCAAUUUGGGAUGAGUCCAUUGAGACUAUGAUUGAACGCAUCCCUGAUGAAAAUGGCCAUGACCCAGCUGAAGAUCCCCAAGAUGAGCAGGAGCGGAUUGAAGAAAGGCUGGCUUACAUUGCUGAUCACCUUGGCUUCAGCUGGACAGAAUUGGCAAGAGAACUGGAUUUCACUGAGGAGCAAAUUCAUCAAAUUCGAAUUGAAAACCCCAACUCCCUUCAAGACCAGAGCCAUGCACUGCUCAAGUACUGGCUGGAGAGGGAUGGGAAGCAUGCCACAGAAACAGUCCUCAUCGAAUGCCUCACCAAGAUCAACAGGAUGGAUAUUGUACAUCUCCUGGAGACCAACACAGAACCCCUUCAGGAGCGCAUGAGCCACAGCUAUGCGGAAAUGGAGCAGACCAUUGCACUGGACCACAGUGAAGGGUUCUCAGUACUUCAAGAGGAGCUCUGUGCUGCCCGGCACAAGGAAAAAGAAGAACAAGCAGCUUCCAAAGAGAGCGAGUCCAGCGACCACCCUCCCAUGGUCUCUGAAGAAGACAUUUCUGUUGGUUAUUCCACAUUUCAGGAUUGCAUCCCCAAAACUGAGGGGGACAGCCCAGCAGCAGCACUCUCUCCCCAAAUGCACCAGGAGCCAGUUCAACAAGAUUUCUCAGGGAAAAUGCAAGACCAGCAGGAAUUCUACGUGACAACACCAGGGGAAGAAGGGACUGAGACUCAAAAGGCCACAUCCAUUCCUGGCUCUCUGUGUAAGACUCCUGAGGAAAUCAGUACCAGUCCUGAGGAAGGAAAGCCUUGUCUACAGACUCCGGCGACUAGCGAACGUGGUUCACCCAUUGUGCAAGAACCCGAGGAGGUUUCUGAGUCCAAAGAACAGAGUUCUCCAAGGAAAACCAGCCUGGUGAUAGUGGAGUCGGCGGAUGACCAGCCUCAGGCCUUUGAAAAACUUGACAGUGAUGCGGCUUUCCAAAAGGAGCUAUCAGAGGAAUUAGGGGAGCUGGAGGCCAGCUCUGAUGAGGAGGCCAUGGUAACCACCAGGGUUGUCCGCCGCAGGGUGAUUAUUCAGGGAGAUGAUAUGCCUGACAUACCCCCAGAGACCGUCACGGAAGAAGAAUAUGUGGACGAGAAUGGACACACAGUGGUGAAGAAGGUUACCCGGAAAAUCAUUAGACGGUAUGUAUCCUCGGACGGCACAGAGAAGGAGGAGAUCACCAUGCAGGGAACACCUCAGGAGCCCGUCAGUAUCGAGGGUGGGGACAGCUACUCCAAAGUGAUAAAGCGCGUUGUACUAAAGAGCGACGUCCAGCAGUCAGAGGUGACUUUGUCUGAACCCAGCGUUUUGUCCAGUACCUCACAGUUUCAGGCCGAACCAGUAGAAGGCCGUAGAGUCAGCAAAGUUGUUAAAACAACAAUGGUACGUGGAGAGAGGAUGGAGAAAAGCCUGGGGGACGCUAGCUUAGCCACUGACCUUCCUUCAGCCAAAGAUGACUUUGAAGAGGACAACAAUGAGUAAAGCCAGCACGCAGAGGAGGGCUGUGGUGAAGGACCAGCAGGGGAAACGCAUCACCUUGGAGCACCUGGAGGACAUUCCCGGAGCACUAGACCAAGACGACCUCCAGCGAGACCUCCAGCAGCUCCUUCGGCAUUUCUGCAAGGAGAACACAAAGCAAGAGGCCGACUGAGGAGCUGCCCAGUUCGCACCAGAAACCACACACCCACCCAAUAUGCAACUUCCCGUUUCCUCACAGGAGUGACCGAAGUGGCCUAAUUACCGGGAUCCCGUGACAUUUCCACUCUCAGCAAAUACACAGCAUUUUCUUUUGCUUCCUUCUCCCUGACCCUCUCUAACUAUAAGCUAAAUUGUGACCAAAGAUAGCAUCCUUCAUUCUGGAUGCUGUAUCCACUAUUCUAAGCAUCCGUGCUAACCUGGGAACUGGCGCCUCCAUUGUUUGCUUCUGCUCAAGCUCCAUGAAAAAUCCGUUAGUCAAAAGAACUUCACCUGCAGACUUCUUCAAGUGACAAGGGAAUCCUUCCAAGGAUGUCCGUGUAUAAUGUACAUAGCCGAAAUCCUCAGACGAACAACAGAGGAAAACUCAAACCACUGCCUGUCAUGAUUGCACUGGGCAUCAUGGAAUAAAGGCCUCUAGAAUUCGCCGAACAACGAUUAACUAAGGUAUUGCUAACACAAUCCAAUGGUAACACAGUCUACAGAAGGAACACUUCAGACCUAGACACGUCCUUAGAACUUCCAGAGUAGCCGUUGCUCCUAAAUACGGGAUCGCGAUCUUGAAGAAGGAUCCCCAGGAGCAGUCUCUGGUACUGGUCAGCCAUUGCUGCUGGCUGUCCGACUGCAACCCAGAGGGAGGGGAAGAAGGAAGCACAGGCAAGCAGACGGAAACUAUGAGGUAUUCUGGUGCUAGAAGCUGCAUGGGUGGCGUUCUAGCGCCUUCAGGUGUUUUUGCUUUGACACGUUGGCAGGGUAUUUUAAAAGCUAUAACUACUGUAGUUUUCCAGUGUUCAUUGCUGCUUUAGCAAACCAUGCUGUCUUACUGGUGGUACUUUCUUCUGGCCACUGCACUGUAGAUAAUUCAUUGGAAACAAGAUUUAUGCACCACACAAAAGGUUAAAUGCUGUCACCAUGUUGGAGUGGUUUCUUUUCCCUUUUUUUUUCUACCCCACCUUCAGAUUUAUCUCUCCUCUAAUACCUGCAUGUGAACAUUAAACACACGCACACACACACACACACACACACACACAGCCCUUCUUAUCACACUAAUGAUUUUCACUCUGAGCUCUCACUUUCUAGCUACGUCUGCUCUUCAGCUUACAGACGAGACUGAGAAAUCCUUGGAAGAUUCGGUUUUGAUUGAAUUUUUUUUUUUUUUGGUUUAUUUAUUUGAAACCCAGACACCCUUGGAAACUGAAGUGCAUUUGUGCAACUUUCUGUUCCUUUCAGAGAAGGGAUGAUGGCAGUCUGAGUGAUCCCCAUGCCCUAUGUCUAAUCCCUCUAGUGGUUGAAGUUGUGUAGCAUUUUAACAUAUACAUAUAUAUAUAUUCACAAAUAUAUUCAUAUAAACAGUAUACGUUUUGAAUCAGUUAUUUGUUAAAGAAAGUAUAUUCAAUGAAGAUGAAAUUAAAGAAAGAAAGAAAGAAAGAAAGAAAGAAAGAAAGAAAGAAAGAAAGAAAGAAAGAAAGAAAGAAAGAAAGAAAGAAAAACAGUCUACCCUCCAGAGAUUGACCUUUUUCCAGUCUUAUCUGGCCUUUUCCUGUGUGCAGAACUGACUCAUUGCUCGGAAUGUCAAACACAAACACGGCAAACAAUGGCACUUCAUCUUUUAAAGUAACGUUGCCAAGAGAGGAAUUUUCCUGGGAGAGAGGUUUCCUAUCAGCCAAAUCUCCUGAGCCCCCAACACUGGCACUUUCUGGGGGUUGAGUAGAAAUAAAGUAUUCUUUGGCAUCCAAAAUGAGAGAGGCAGGUGGCAGCCCUUUUUGAGACAUGCCAUGGCCCUCUUGUCACACCUUCGCUGGAGCUCAUGAAAAGCCUUUCUGUUGUGUUAUUUGCACUGCAGAUGAUGUCCGUGUAGCAACAUAAUGGUUUUUUUUUCCUGAUUUUGAUUUUUUUUUUUUUUUGCUGUGUUAUCAAAAAACUUGAAUACUGUGAGAAGAAGUGAAUUUUCAGUUGAUAAAUCAGCAUCUUGUUCCCAUGGUGAUAACACUAAUUGAAUAUAUCUAUGAGGGCAUGUAUUAGUUAAUGGAAUACAAUACAACACUAACAAUACAUAGCUGCAAUUGUUGUACAAUGGCUGAUUUAACUAAAUAAAAAUGUACAAGUGUUAAGUGU